AGUGGAAAUCAGUAUGUACCUUUUUGUGAAUAUCAUAAACAAUGCUUAUUCGUAUAUAUAUCAUACUAUAUUUAAUCCAUAUGAUGUAUCAUAUGUAUAUUACUUUCUCUAUUCAAUAUGUUCAUUGGCAUAAAGAUAAUGAUCAUAAUUUAGAUAUUGAAUCUAAUAUGGAUCUAGAUGAUCUUUUAAAAGAAAAAUAUGAGGGAAAUUUAAAAGGAACUCAUUCUUAUAAUUCAUAUGAACAAAAAUUAUCCAGUAAAUCAUUAAGUGGAAAAAUUAUUGAUAAAUUACAAAAAGAUACAAAAAAUUAUGAAAAAGAAAAAUCAAUAAUUGAUCAAAAAAUGAAACCAAAUCAAAAUCAUCAUUAUGGUACAUCAAUUAUUAUAACUCAUAAUAAAUAUACAUCAAUAAUCAAUGGUAAAAAGAAAACUGAUGAAGAUGAAACUAUUGAAGCAGAAGAAUAUGAUGAUCAUGAUGAUGUUCAUGAUGUUGUUGAUCAAGAUUUGAAAGUUGAUAAACAUUCAUAUAGUUUAUUGGAAUUUCCAUUUACAGUAUUGAAUAAUUUUGGUUUUGGUGGAUGGUUUUGACAUAGAUAGAUAGAUAGAUAGAUAGAUAGAUAGAUAAAUAGAUAUACAUAUAUGGAAACUGUAAAUUGAUUAUUGAUUUUAUUGAAAGUUUGUACAUCUAUGAUGAUGUUAAUCGAAUUUGCUUUUGUUUGUAAA
This is a messenger RNA of Schistosoma haematobium, 722 nucleotides long. RefSeq lists its product as uncharacterized. Lineage: Eukaryota; Metazoa; Platyhelminthes; Trematoda; Strigeidida; Schistosomatidae. The transcript has a single exon. Bases 42 to 587 code for a protein of 181 amino acids. The record is from RefSeq and is a predicted model, not a curated record.